AUGAAGCUACAAAAAUUCGCAAUAGCCUCGGCCACGGCUAGCGUUGCAGCAGCCUGCAUUCACGGCGAAGCACUUCGGGCUCGCGGGCCUGGUCCGAGUCUGCAUCAUUCAUCCCCAUACGUGCCGAUUCAAAAUGUCGACGCAGAGAUCUAUGGCUGCUACGCGGGCGGCUCACCUGACGUUGACAAGAUACCUCAGGGGAUCCAGCCCAAGACGGUGAACCUAGGCAACGAGGGGUUCGAUCCGAACCUGGACUUGGGCGUCAUGGUCUACUACGUCAAGGCUUCGCCAAACUCCGUCUUCAUGUUCGACACCUCCACAGCAGAGGUUCUCGCCGACAGCUGCAACCAGGAGCUGCAGCAGCAGACGGGACUUGCCAUCGACAAGGUCAUCUUAAGCCACGAGCACGGCGACCACGUCUCCGGGCGCAACGCAAACAGCCUGCGGCAAGUUCCCGUCGUGGCGCAGGACACGCUCGUGCAGAAAUUCGGCCUCGGAGGCGGAGGCGACGUCGCCCUGGCGCAGGGACAGUUCCAAACCUUUGCGAUGCAGGACGGCACCAUGAACGUGACCAACGUGCAGGCCCACACCCAGCUCGGAACGGUGGCCAUGAUCAACGGCGUCGCGCUCAUGGGGGAUGAGCUCGAGAGCACCCUCAACUUCCUGGUCAGCCGGAACACGCAGCAGCAGAGCAACCAGCUGCAGAGGAGCGACGACAUCCUGGCGCAGAACGGCAUCGUCAAGGUCCUGCCGGCGCACGGGAGCGGCGCGGCCAUGUUCGGCGGACAGUUCACCGUCCAGCUGCUGCAGUCCAACCAGCAGUACCUGCAGCUGAUGGCGACCGACGCCGCCCGGGCCGUCUGCGCGAGGCCGAGGAACCAGCAGCAGAUGGUGGAGGCCAAAGCCAGGCUCGCGCAGGAGAUCGGAGUCCAGGGAGGGGACAUCACGGAUGCGUACCUGGCAACCCACGUCAACGAGAACUGCCAGACGGUGGGUGCCAACACAAGACAAGGUAACAGGGGGCAAAAUCAGGUGGUGGUGAAUAGGAAUAGAAAAGGGGGCAACGGGCAAUGA
This is a messenger RNA of Cordyceps fumosorosea ARSEF 2679, 1074 nucleotides long. RefSeq names its product Beta-lactamase-like protein. The record is from RefSeq and is a predicted model, not a curated record. Lineage: Eukaryota; Fungi; Ascomycota; Sordariomycetes; Hypocreales; Cordycipitaceae. The coding region runs from base 1 to 1074 and encodes 357 amino acids. The transcript has 2 exons.